Messenger RNA from Dermacentor andersoni, 762 nucleotides. RefSeq lists its product as uncharacterized. Gene Ontology annotation, molecular function: amine binding. Gene Ontology annotation, biological process: symbiont-mediated perturbation of host defenses. The record is from RefSeq and is a predicted model, not a curated record. NCBI's taxonomy places the organism in Eukaryota, Metazoa, Arthropoda, Arachnida, Ixodida, Ixodidae.
CUUCGAGGAGAGUUGUCGCUGUCCUACUCUGACCAUAGACUGCCAUGUCUGCGCUUAAGAGUACUUUGCUUGCAACUGCUGCCGUCUACGCUUUUUGCUUGUGUCUCAGCUUCACACAGGCACAGUAUUACCCAGAAUUGCGAUUCGAUCUACAAAAGUAUCAAGACCCAUUGGCGUGCCCAGAGACACCCCACAAAUGGUACUUGGUGUACAGAAAUUACCCGUACGAUCCAUUCUACGGCGGAGUGGCGAAAUGUGUCAGUUUCCAGAGGCUUGGACCAAGCAAAGAUUUCACAGUUCCGUCUAAGUUCUCAUGGCGCACUAACGGAGCUGGAACUCAGUCAGUAGUCGGCACUUAUGCUUUCAGUUCGACACCCGGGUACAGAGCGAAAAAUGUGCACACCUUCUUUCCUAAGAAUGCUCCAUUUACUUGGCAGACGCACACACUGUAUGUUGACUGCGGCAACUGCUACAUUGGUCGUCAUCAAUACGCUGGACACGGCUGCACAUUGUGGCGUCGUGCCCAAAAUGGCGUCGUGAAAGGUGCCGACCACUGUGACUUUAUCUUCGACUUACUCUGCGGCUCAUUUCCGAAGUACAGAGUGUACGAGCCAACCUGUCCACGUGAUCUUGGCACAGGCCCAAUGAAGGCACUCGAUGUGACCAGUGGCUGACGAGUUCUUCUCGACAUCGCAGAUGCAAGCUAUGUGCAUGACUACGGCAAUAAAGCAUGAACUUGUCGGCAAUAUUCCUCCCAAGCUA